AAAUAUAUAUACAAGAUCAAAGAAGUUUAAGCUAAUUUUUUGAACACCUGCCAAGAUGACGACGACGACAUUAAUAAUUAUAUUUUGAGAUUUAAAUCGCCAGAUUAGUUGAACUACCCAAGCCAGCCUAUCAACUGCUUGGGCGGAUCUUUCGAAGUUCAUGUUCCUCUUGUCUCUCUCCUAUGGAUGAACUUCGAUCUAACCGACGAAUUAUAUCAGCAUUUGCUCUUUGAUUUCUUUCUUUGCUGCAGAAAUCUCGCUUCUCUCUUCCAUAUGGACAUUUCAUUGCAGCUCGAUCAAAUUCAGAACAGCUACAGAUUUGCUUGUUCACUCUCAAACCCGUCCAAAUUCGCCCAAAAAUUUCGUGUUUUCGAAGCAAUUUCGCUGGGAAGAUGUAAAGCCACAUUUUCCACUCGAUUUAGGUGUUCUUUGCUCGACCAGGGGCUAAAGCCCCGACCAAUUCCCCGACCUCUAAAGGAGGCGGAGAUAAUUGAGCAUGGCAGGGGGCAGUUGGGGAAGAAGAUUGAUCAUUUGAAGAAAUCGAGUUUCGAUCAUGGCAUUUGUGAGCAGAUAGAGAAGUUGGUUCAGUGCAAGAGGUACCAUGAGGCUCUCGAAAUGUUCGAACUUUUGGAAUGUGAGAAUAAUCGUUCAGUUGAGAUUAGCACUUACGAUGCGUUGGUGGAUGCUUGCAUUAGUUUGAAAUCGAUUAGGGGUGCUAAGAGGGUGAUUUAUCAUCUGAUGAACUCGGCGGUGGAUCAGGAUGUGUAUAUAAGGAAUAGGGUGUUGUUGAUGCACGUAAAAUGUGGGAUGAUGAUUGAUGCUCUGAAACUGUUCGACGAAAUGCCUGAGAGGAACUUGGUUUCUUGGAACACCAUAAUUGCAGGGCUUGUGGAUUCCGGCGAUUAUGUGGAGGCGUUCACGUUAUUUUUCACUAUGUGGGAGGACACCUCGGAUAUCGGAACAAGGACGUUUGCUACGCUGAUUCGAGCAUCGGCUGGAUUGGAACUCAUCCAUCCCGGGCAGCAGCUGCAUGCCUGUGCUUUGAAGUUGGGAAUGGCUGGAGAUGUCUUUGUUUCUUGCACCUUGAUCGACAUGUAUAGCAAGUGCGGUAGCAUUGAGAAUGCGCGGUGUGCUUUUGAUAAGAUGCUGGAGAAAACAACGGUAGCGUGGAACAGUAUCAUUGCUGGUUACGCGUUUCACGGUUAUAGCGAAGAGGCGUUGAGCAUGUACUAUGAUAUGCAAGAUUCCGGCGCUAAAAUGGAUGGUUUUACGUAUUCCAUGAUCGUUCGAGUUUGUACUAGGUUGGCAUCAUUAGAGCAUGCAAAACAAGCGCACGCUGGUCUUGUUAGGAACGGUUUUGGGUCCGACAUAGUUGCCAACACAGCACUUGUUGACUUCUACAGCAAAUGGGGAAGGAUAGAGGAUGCUCGGAAUGUGUUUGAUAAGAUGCCCCUGAAAAACAUCGUGUCUUGGAAUGCAUUAAUUGCAGGAUAUGGGAAUCAUGGCCGUGGAGCUGAGGCAGUCGAGUUAUUUCACCGUAUGGAUUGUUUAGGAAUGGUGCCUAAUCAUGUUACCUUUUUGGCUGUUUUAUCUGCUUGUUGUUACUCAGGGCUGUUCAAUAUUGGAUGGGAGAUAUUUGAAUCAAUGAGUAGAGAUUACAAGGUAAAGCCUCGAGCAAUGCACUACACGUGUAUGGUUGAGCUAUUAGGCCGUGAGGGUCGCUUGUAUGAAGCUUGUGCAUUGAUAGAAGAUUGUCCAUUUACACCUACUGUUAAUAUGUGGGCUGCAUUGCUCACAGCUUGUCGUGUUCAUGAGAAUUUUGAUCUUGCCAAAUAUGCUGCUGAGAGAAUUUAUGGUAUGGAACCUGAGAAGCUCUCGAGCUAUGUUGUUUUGUUGAAUAUCUACAACCGUGACGGGAAGUUCCAAGAAGCAGCAGCAGUACUUCGCACCUUGAGGAGGAAAGGUCUUCGAAUGCUGCCGGCUUGCACUUGGAUAGAGAUAAAGAAGCAGCAGCAUGUUUUCUUCACCGGAGACAAAAAGCAUCCACAAACUGAGGAGAUCUAUGAAAAAUUAGAUGAAAUCAGUAAGAAAAUUGUGGAACAUGGAUAUGUUCCUCUCCGAAAAACAUUGCUUCCUGAUGUGGAUGAGCGAGAAGAGACUAUGCUACUUUAUCAUAGUGAAAAAUUGGCGAUUUCGUUUGGGAUCAUCAGUACGCCUGAUUUCACUCCUCUGCAGCUGGUCCAGAGUCAUAGGAUUUGCAAUGACUGCCACAAUGCAAUCAAACUGAUUUCGAUGGUUUGCGCACGAGAAAUUGUUUUUCGCGAUGCUAGUAGAUUUCAUCAUUUUAAAGAUGGCAGAUGCUCUUGUGGCGACUACUGGUGAUAUUCUUUACUUUACGUGGCUUAGUGUGUAGCGUGUAGUGUUGUUGUUACUCUAUAGAUAAGGGUGAAUGCAAAUAUUAUGUUCUUCGAUAGAUCAAAUACAAAAUGAGCAUUCAUUGAUUCAUGCCCUUUUUUACGAAAUUGAAUAAAUGAGAUAUAUUUUAUACCCUUGUCCUGGAUUGCUAAAGUGUUUACUGUAAAGGCCUUGGAUAAUAUGUUUGAAUGUAUGAAUGUUUUGUCUGUGCACUUAGAUUCUAGCCGCGAUGUAAGGAAAGCCAUUUUGGUAUAU
This is a messenger RNA of Andrographis paniculata, 2670 nucleotides long. RefSeq names its product pentatricopeptide repeat-containing protein At5g50390, chloroplastic. The record is from RefSeq and is a predicted model, not a curated record. Lineage: Eukaryota; Viridiplantae; Streptophyta; Magnoliopsida; Lamiales; Acanthaceae. Gene Ontology annotation, biological process: RNA modification. The transcript has a single exon. The coding region runs from base 187 to 2382 and encodes 731 amino acids. Gene Ontology annotation, molecular function: RNA binding; zinc ion binding; protein binding.